Molecule: messenger RNA, 5429 nt
Organism: Amphiprion ocellaris (clown anemonefish)
Lineage: Eukaryota; Metazoa; Chordata; Actinopteri; Pomacentridae
Gene: arhgap17a
Product: Rho GTPase activating protein 17a
Exons: 21
Coding region: 469-3123 (884 amino acids)
Biological process (GO): positive regulation of GTPase activity; regulation of actin cytoskeleton organization; regulation of Rac protein signal transduction
Cellular component (GO): intracellular anatomical structure; cytoplasm; cytosol
Molecular function (GO): GTPase activator activity; protein binding
Source: RefSeq, a predicted model, not a curated record
GUCUGUGUCUGUGUGUGUGUGUCUGCAGAGGUGAGCUGCGGCUGUACACUCGCCCCCCUGCCCCGUUCUGCUCCGGGAGAAAGCGGCCGACGGAUUAUCCAGCUCGUUAGCUCGCCGGCUAACGGUCAACGCAGCCGCCGAGACGAGCCAUGAGAAGCCGGUGAAAGUUACCCGAGGCUCACUGGGACACUUUAAUGUUGGUGAACAGACAGAAAAGGAGGUUCGCGGAUCAUGCCGUCGCCCCCAACGGAAACUUUCCUCUAGAAGCUCCACUUGGGGACGGCUAGCUUACAGGCUAGCGAGGCUACAAACUAUUUUUAAUUGGCUUUGGGCUCAAUGGCUCUCGCUUGUUUUUCCCUGUCAUAGCGACAGCUUGGAAAUUUGGGAGAGGCCCGUUGAACUUCAUGACAAACCAAAGGCCGGUUUUGAAGCGUAACUUCCGAAGACUCGACUGGCAAAGGAGCGAAAAUGAAGAAGCAGUUCAAUCGGAUGAAGCAGCUCGCCAAUCAGACAGUUGGCAGAGCAGAGAAAACAGAAGUCCUCAGCGAUGACCUCCUGCAGAUCGAACGGCGCAUGGAGUUGGUGCGCGUGGUGUCCCAUAACACACACAAAAGGAUGGUGUCGUGUCUGCAGGGACACAUCGGGGCAGAUGCAGAGAAGAGACAUUCCGUACCACGCCUCUAUACAGGAAAUGGUCAGAAAAAGCUGCCUCUCACAGCACUAUCCCAGGCAAUGGUGGAAGGCGGAAACCAGUUGGGAGAAGACUCCUUAAUAGGGAAAAUGAUGGAAGUUUGUGGGGAGGCAGAGAAUCGUCUGGCAUCAGAACUGAUGCAACAUGAGCUGCAGAUAGAGAAGGACGUUCUGGAUCCACUCAGUCAGCUAGCAGAGGUGGACAUCCCCAACAUCCUGAAGCAGAGGAAACAGUUGGCCAAACUGGUGCUGGACUAUGAUUCUGCCAGAGCAAGAUGGUUGCAGGCAACCAAGUCAAUAAUCUCAGGAACAAACACUCAAGCACUGACGGCCAAGGCUGACCUACUCAAGGAGGAGGUGGAUGAGGCCAUGAACAAAGUGGAGCUUUGCAAGGAUCAACUUGCUGCAGACAUGUACAGUUUUUUCUCAAAAGAAGGCGACUAUGCCCACUACUUCAUAACGCUCUUAGAAGCUCAGGCAGAUUACCACAGAAAGUCUCUCACUGUUCUGGAGAGUGUCUUGCCAACCAUCCAGGCUCAGCAAGAUUCAUGGACGGAAAAGCCUGCAUUUGGCACGGGGCUGGAUGAACACCUGAAAAGGAGUGGAAGGGAGAUUGCCCUGCCAAUAGAGGCCUGUGUCAUGAUGCUUCUGGAGACUGGAAUGAAGGAAGAGGGUCUAUUCAGAAUUGCAGCAGGGGCAUCCAAGCUAAAGAAGCUAAAGGCAGCGCUGGACUGUUCCACUUCACAACUGGAGGAGUUCUACUCUGACCCCCACGCUGUCGCUGGAGCACUGAAGUCCUACCUGAGGGAACUCCCUGAACCUCUGAUGACUCACCAGCAUUAUGAUGAAUGGAUCCAGGCAUCCAGUGUGUCAGACCCAGACAAACGGCUUCAGGCGCUCUGGGUUGUAUGUGAUAAACUACCAAAGAACAACAAAAACAACUUAAGGUAUCUGGUGAAGUUUUUAGCCAAACUGGCUCAGGACAGCGAGACGAACAAAAUGACUCCGAGCAACAUCGCCAUCGUCCUGGGACCCAACCUGCUCUGGGCCAAGACUGAGGGGAGUCUGGCUGAGAUGGCUGCUGCUACCUCUGUGCACGUGGUGGCCAUUGUGGAGCCUGUCAUCCAGCACGCUGACUGGUUCUUUCCUGAGGAUGUGGACUUUAAUGUGUCCGGCGUGUUUGUGAUGCCCACACCUGCAUCCAACCACAACAACCAUCUAGAUUAUGACUCUGGCACCAUUGAGAGGAAGAGGCCUGGCAGUAUGGUGGGACCAGAGAACGAUACGCCGCGCAAAGACAACACCCCUAACAAGCACUCGGACCACACCCUCCGUAGAGGCAGUAACACCUUAGGUAGAAAGCAGCACACUUCACCUGCCUUCCAGCCUCCUUUACCCCCUGUGGAGGCUCAGGGGCAGGGACAUGGGGCCGGGCAGGUCCCCCAGCCCUCAGCUGAGCCCCAGCCCCAGCCACAAGCUCCACCAGGGGGUUCAGGGUUUGACAGUUCCCAGCAUAGCUUGGCGCAGGGUCUGGCUGCUCUGGCAGCUGCUCAGCAGCUUCUAGCCCAGCACACAGAGGAGCUCAGCAACCCAAAGCUACGUGACUCUACAGUAGCCCCAACCCCUGUACUCCAGAGGAAUGGCUCUGGAGGAGGUGGCCAGACUGCGGGGCAGCUGGGCACUGGAUCCCCCGGGGCUGGAUCCAUGGGGCCAAGCCCGCAUAUGAUGCGCAGAGGUACCAAGAAGCAGGCUCCCGCUCCUCCCAAACCAACAAACCCUCCUCCCAGUCAGCCCUGCAAUUCCAUCAACCACACCUCAUCCUCUGGCUCCUCUCAGUCCCUCAGCCCCUCCCCCAGACCCCUGUCCAGCCACUCGCCCACAUCGCCCACCUCUUCCACCUCACAGCCAUGUGCCACGCCCAGGCGCCACUCCAGUAACCAGCCCCCAAUCCAGGCGCCCAGCCAUCCGCCUCCAGAGCCUCCGACUCCGGCCAGCCCUCCGAUGCAGCCUGCAUCGCUCGGUCAUCCCACUGGGGACCAGCAGAGCACAGACCCCUCACCUCCAGGCACCCCCACCCCUCCAGACACGCCUCCACCCUCCACUGCCAGCCAGGAUGCCGUCGCCCCUCCGUCCCCGUCUCCCUACCAGUCAGGCUCCCUUCCCCGACCGCGGCCGGUCCCCAAGCCUCGGAACAGACCAAACAUCCCACCACCUCCACAGCCCACCACACUGACCAGUGAGACCAACGGGAUCUGUGCCACUGCAUACAAGAUGAUGGACCCGGCGAUGUCUUUCAAGGGGAUGAGUCGAGCAUUUGUCCCUGAGCUCGUUGUAGAUCAGCAGCCAGUGACUUCCUCCUCCUCUUCUUCCUCCUCCUCCUCCCUGCCUUCUCCCAAAGACUGUGACCUGGACACUGAGAGCACUGUCCUAUAAGGAGGAGGAGAUGAAGACACGCCCCCCCCCGGUCCAGGACUCCACCUCCUGUAGCCCAUAUCUGCAGCCCUCUACACAAACCUCUGCUUCUCCCCGUCCACCUCGUGUGAAGGACAUCAAAGUGACAUAAUGCAGCUUCAGGCAGCCAUCAUGGAGGUCACACAGCUCUCUGUCAGCAACUCACACAACCCACUGAGUUCAAUAGGUUUGUACCCAGAAAACAUCAAGUUGAUUCCAGCAUCCAAGCUGCACAUUUAGGUCAGGUUUUCUUUGUAUUAUAUGUGUUUUAUACCUUAUGUCAUAACUAGAGUUGAAGGCCAAUUAAUUGAUCAGUGAGUAAUUAAGAAGCAUUCAUUAGUUAAUUCUAGAGCAACUCAUUUGAGCUUCUCAAAUGUGAAUAUUUUGUUUUCUCUAGUCUUUGGUGAUGAGCACUUUUCACUAUCUUAUAGACCAAACACUGAAAAUAACUGUUACUUGCAACCCCAGGCAUAACCCAGGUGACCUGACAUGAGAGGUCAUCCUGAGACGUUGCAUCCUCACAUGGGGACGUUACAUUUUGGGUUUUUCUGCACCUUAUACUUUGUUCUGCUCCACUUUGACACUUUUUUGAACCAUCUACUAGUAGCAAAAGUUCAAAUGACUAAUCGGUGUUUGAAAAAACGAUGCUGUCAGUCUCUUUCAAAACACUCUACAGCUGAGAUAAAAUGCUUUUUAUUUGAAAUGGCACACACGUGGUGAAUUUAUUAAAAGAGGAUAUAAUUUUCCCAAAAAAUAACAAGGAGCAAUUUGAAAAGCAUACAAAAUUAGCAUUUAGUAGCAGUUGCUUAGCCUUCUUGACCUCCAUGAUGGUGCCUUGCGAGGUGACACGACCCCCUCACACACCCUCUCUCACACACACACACACACCUCCACUUGUGUUUCCAUCCUGCACUGCCUCCCUAGCAGAACAAGCUCCAGACAAUCAUCCACAAAGCGCGGAGCUCGAGGGACGACCUACGCAGCGUUGGGUUGCCAAAAUCCGGACUGAUGAGACUCCUUUCCAAUUCUGUGUGAGGUGUUUUGUGUUUUUUUUAUGUGGAAAAUGGCCUUAGAACAACAGGGAGAUGUGGAGGGAACGGACACAGUCAGCAGGUGAAGUAGGAACCAAAACAGUUAAAGUGUAGCUGGUGACUGCAGGUUUCCAGUCGUCCACACUUGAUUUAGCCUUUUUUUUGUAUGGAAAACCCCCUAUCCCCCUUUUUUUUCCUCACACUUGUAUUUAUUUACCACUUUAAAAAAAAAACACAUUCCCUGUGGCUUGACGUAAUUAAUGCAGUCUUUAAAUGCCUUAUCGGUUCCUCACAGAACCACCAAACAAGCGUUAUAUAUUUACUGUACAUGGCUCUUUAGUAAUACAGUAUUUCAGCAGUGAUGUUUCAGGGAUGUGAGGAACGUGGUUUGACCCUCGUCGUAUGGUUCUGUUCCACAGACAUCGUGUAUUUAAAACGUGUUUCGGUUGAGGUUUUGGAAGCAGAAGUAGCAGGGUGAACUUACCCUUCCCAGCCUGGACGCAGUCAGUAUUUAGCCUUUCUGCUUCUCCAUCUGUCUCCGGUGUUUGCAGAGGCAUAAAUACCUCGAGGCUGUGUGUGAGUGAAUGUAGUGCGGAGACAGUUUUCUACCAGCCUCACCAUCCUGAGCAGAAAGACGCAGAAACAGCUGAUGUUGCACUUGAGUGCAGGCCAGACUCAGUGAGUGGUUUAUAGUGAACUGGUUUUGAGGUUUUGUUUUUUUCCCCAUCUUUCCCACUGAGCUGAGAGCACACGGCGCUGUGCAGUCUCAGUAGUGAUGUGGUGUUAGAUUUUUGCCAGGUCAAAAGGUGUUUUUUGUUUUUGUUUUUUUUUUUUUUUUUUUUUUUAAAUGGCUUUGUUGUAUUUUCUGUAUUUGCUUCUUUUUCGGCCUGAGAUGUAUUGCAGAGUUUGGUUCGUCAAGAACUGACCCAACAUGGUACCGGUGGAGAAAGUUUCGGAUGCCGCAGUUGCCCUGAAAACGACUUCCGUUGCGUUUUUCAGAGACAAUCAAAGCAUUAUCAUCCCCUCCUUUCUCCGUCUUCGCUCCUGUACCUCGCUGCCUUACCCCUGUGCAUCUAGAGAACUUGGGCUCGUGAAGACAAACAAAUGCCAUUAAAGUAGAAAUGAAAAUGCUGCAUUUUUAAGCUCCAUAGUUUUGUAUGUAUGCUGUCUGGUGAGCUCAAAUACAGAAUAAAACAUGUAAUAUGAAUGCUUGGUUAUACCCCCUUUCCAAAGAAAAUAAAGUAUAUGAAGAAACUA